AAUAAUAAUAAUAAUAAUAAUAAUAAUAGUGGUACGGCAGGUGUAUCGGUGUUGGCUUUAUCGGAUGCUGCGGCUCCUUUUGUGAAAUCGGCCUCUACUUCAGCCGUAUCUCAAUAUACCCGAUUUGCACCCAGAGCCUCUUCAACAUCUACUUAUCCAACAACAACAACAACAACUACAACAACAACUACAACUACUACAAUGGGAUCUGCAACACCGCCUCUUCCUCCACAAGCAACAUCUCCUCCACUACCAACAUCUCCUCCACUACGGGCUGCCGUCUCUGCACGGUCGAGUGUAUAUAAACAGUAUCGACUCACCAGUGAUUCUCCGCAGAGUGUUGCCCAUACACCACCGAGUUCGGUGGAAACAGCGCAGUACAUUCCACCGAGUUGGCCAACGUUGUCAUUAACUUCAACAGAUCAUACAUCAAAUAAUAAUAAUAAUAAUAAUAAUAAUAAUAAUAAUAAUAAUAAUAAUAUAUUGCCUUCAAUUGUACCACCACCACCACCACCACCACCGCUAUCUGCAGGAGAAGGCAGUAAUGAUCGUAUAUCACCAAAUUCAUCAAAAGUGAUGCGACCACGUCCAUCGCCAAGAUUGUCUUCGCGAAUGUCAGACUACCGUUGUUUAAUGUGGGAUCAGAGUGGAUUUAUAAAUCCAGGGAAUGACUGUUAUGCAUGUAGUGUUUUGACGCUCUUGCUACGUAGUGCUACCUUCUGCCGUGGCUUAUUUGCGGCUGUUGCUUCUUUUUCUUUAGCAGAUAAUAGUCGAGAAGGGAGUGGAGAUGGCAAUAAUAGCAACAGUAAUAAUAAUAAUAAUAAUAAUAAUAAUAAUAAUAAUAAUAAUAAUAAUAAUAAUAAUGAAUCACCAAGACGAAUUAUUUCAAAGAGACAGUCUCGAUCCAGUAUGUAUGGCAGUAAUGGUAGUAGUAAUAGUACUAUAAACAGUAGUCUUCACAGCGCUCUCUGUAAUUUUGCCUAUUUACUGCAAAAACCAGAAAAGAUUGAGUAUGGACUUGAUAUGACACCACUGCAAAGAUUUUUUCACGGUAAUUUUUUCUGUGGGGAUCAGGAGGACGCACAUGAGUUUUUCUUAGCUCUUGUUCAAAAGCUUGAGGAUGAAUCUAAAGAAAUGCUUAAGGUAAAAGACAGAAUGAAAAAUAGAUCUAAUUACAAUAAUAAUAAUAAUAAUAAUAAUAAUAAUAGUGGUUUGACUGAAGAUAGUCAUGCAGUUUCUGCGGCAACAGAAUUGGAAGCGGAGAAAUUGUUUGAAGAUGGGGCUAGCAAUGAGGAAAAAACAGAGAAGGAUCAAACUGAUAUAGAUUCAAAGCGUAUAUGGGUAAAUACUCUUAUGCAUGGGAAAUUGCUUAAUAUUAUACGCUGUAAAAAUAAAGAAUGUGGACAUGAAAUAGCCACAGAAGAUCCCUAUGUGAAUCUCUCUGUGAAUUUGUUAAAAUUGGAAACAACAGAAGAAAACUCAACUGUACCAAAAGUGUCAACUAUACAUGAAUCUCAUACUGUUGGUCCUAAUACUACUAAUACUACUAACAGUACUACUAGUACUACUAGUAGUGAUAGUAAUAGUAAUAGGAAUAUGGAGGGGAAAGAGCAAACUACACCAAAUGUAAAGAAAAAUAACUCCAAUCACUCCACUCCUGAGAAGAAGAGAAACACUCCCAAUGACUGUUAUGAUGUUCAGACAUUACUCGAACAAAGUCUCCGCUUUGAUGCCCUUGAUAACUACGUCUGUGAUCUCUGUCGAUCUUCCCAACACCAACACCAAGGUGGAUGUUUAUUAGGAGAUGCACCUCCACUUCUUGUAAUUCAAUUAAAACGAUUUGCCGCUGUGUAUGAUGUGCGAACGGGAAUACACAUGACGAAAGACUGCACGCCUGUUCGCGUGAAUGAAGAGUUAACACUAUACGCACUGCGAGAGGAGGGACAAUAUGAUAGAGAAAAGAAACAGUUAACAUCAUCUGUUCGACAGGCGGAGUAUGCGGCCCAACAGGAGGAGGAGGAGGAAGAAGAAGAAAAGACCUCUGAUGAGAAGAAAAGACCCGAAAGGGUACAAAUGGAGAGUUUGGCAGAGAAUUCUUCACAUCAUACUCACGCAAAUGAGGAGUAUCAACAGAAAAAAGAAAAAGAAGUAAAAGAAAGAGAAGAAAAGAAAGAAGAAGUAAAAGACUCUUCAUUGGUAAAAGCUGUACGUAAUCGAUAUCGUUUACGAGGUGUCCUCCUACACAUUGGAUCUUCUCCCUUUGUUGGUCAUUACAUUACGGAAUUCUUUGCCCCUUCCGAAGUACCGGAAAGAGAAAAGAACACAAACACAAAUACUGUAAUGAAAGUGAAUAGUGAUAACGCUUCAGCAGGUGUGUGGUGUAUUGCGGAUGAUAUGAACGUCGGCGUAUUAAAAGAUGAGGUGGUGGAAUUGUGGCGUAGACACUCCUCCAAUUGUUAUUUAUUAUUAUAUGAGAAGAUAGAGGAAGAGGAGGUGUUGUGUCCGGUCUCUCAUGUACUUCCACGGGAGAUGGAAUGUACGGCGUAG
Messenger RNA from Trypanosoma theileri, 2547 nucleotides. RefSeq names its product putative ubiquitin hydrolase. Gene Ontology annotation, molecular function: cysteine-type deubiquitinase activity. The record is from RefSeq and is a predicted model, not a curated record. Lineage: Eukaryota; Euglenozoa; Kinetoplastea; Trypanosomatida; Trypanosomatidae. The annotation marks the transcript as partial. The transcript has a single exon.